AUGAGUGAAAGUAAUGAAAGUGAUAACACUACAACAGAUAGUGACAUAAUCGAAAAAAUGCAAAACGCAUAUGACUCUUUGUUUAAAAUAAGAAAAUAUGAAAAAUUUCUUGGAGUAAAAGAAGAAGAAGUAAGUGAAAAUUGUCCAGAUGUUUUUGAAAUGAAUAUAGGAGAUAAUGAAAUUAAACAAAGUGUUUCUAACCCUACAUUUAUGGAAGAUAUUUCUUCUAUUAAUAAUAACGAACAUAAACAUUCUUCAGAAAAUGAAGAUAAAAAUUUACAAAAAAUAUUUAAUGAAAUUCAACAAAAAUUAAAAGAGGAAAAAUUUGAAGAAGAAGAAUUAGAUUCAUUAAAGGAUAUUAAUAAAGAAAAAGAAAACAUAAUAAAACAACCCAAAACAAGCAAUAAUAUUUCAAAUAUGACAACACCCAGUAAGAAUAAAUCAAAUUUGAAAGAUAAAAUAAUAGAAGAAAAAGAACUUAAUCAUCUUCCUCAAAAAACAACACUGACUGAAGAAUCUACUAAUACAAAAACUAAUGGCUAUGUUAAAACAAAUGAACUACUUCAACAUCAAACUAAAAUAACUCCAUUUAAUUUAAAUAAAAGUAAUCAAAUCAAUGAAUUAAGUGAAGGAAAAAAGAAACCAAAACUUCCUAAAACAGAACAAGAUGAAGAAAAAUAUAAAAAAGUAACUCUCUUAAAAAAGCCAAAAACAUUUGAAGAUUUUCUUGUUGAACAAUAUAGAGAAACGUCUAUUAAACAUACAAAACGAAGAACAAAUAAAAUCCAUGUGAAAAAAACAGUUAAAGAGCAAGAGAGUGAAAGUAAAAAAGAAAAAGUAUUAUCAAUUAGAAAUAAAGGUAUAAUACAAAAAUUUAUAGAAUUAGCAAAAGGACAGUCUAUGAAACAUGAUAAUGAAUCAAAAGAUAAACAAGUUACAAAGCAUCAUAUUGUUCAAAGACUUAGAAAGAAUCCAAGGAAAGUAGAAUUUUUAAUUGAUGAGUAUAUUCCUUAUAUAUAUUUAAAAGAAAAUACCAAUACCCAACAUCCAAAGAAACCACAAAAAUCAAGAAUUUUUGAAAAAGAAGAUAAAGAGAGUAUUCAUAAGAUAAGCAAUUCUAUUCAUUCUCAAGUGUUUUUAUCGUCAAAAAUUAAUAAAGAACAAAAUAAUCAUAAAAAAGUUCACAUUAAUCCUAUUAUUAAAAAAGAAUGUAAUGAUAUUUACGUUUAUCUUAGUGGAUUUGAAGAUGAACAAAAAGAACAUUAUUUAGAGUCAUUAGAUGGGAUUCCUCAUCUCCAUGUUACAGAAGUAUAUAAACGUGCAACACAUAUUGUAUGCCAUAAUUUUGGUAGAACAAUUAAAAUGUUAAAAGGAAUUUCUGAUGGUAAAUGGAUUCUUAGUGACGAUUGGAUUGAUGCAAUAAUAAAGAGUAAUAAUAUUGUAGAAGAAGAAGAUUAUGAAUGUACAAAAUAUAUUGCUUGUAAACAACAACGAUUAAACAAUGUUCAACUUCUAAAUGGGUUAAGAGUGUAUUUAAGUUCUUUUCCUAAAAAAGAAGUUAUAGGAUUUAAAAAAUUAGAAUAUAUAUUUUUAUUAAGACAAUGUGGUGCAAAGAUUGUAACAGAUAAAAAAGAAUCAGAUAUUAGUAUUGGAUUUGAAAAAGGAAGUAUCCAAUGUGAUUGGUUAUUUGAUAGUAUUUGUAAUAAUUGUCAAUUAGAGACAAAAGACUAUAUUAUUUAA
This is a messenger RNA of Entamoeba nuttalli P19, 1740 nucleotides long. Its product is annotated as BRCA1 C Terminus (BRCT) domain containing protein. Gene Ontology annotation, biological process: negative regulation of fatty acid biosynthetic process; positive regulation of transcription by RNA polymerase II; double-strand break repair via homologous recombination. The transcript has a single exon. Gene Ontology annotation, molecular function: ubiquitin-protein transferase activity. Bases 1 to 1740 code for a protein of 579 amino acids. Lineage: Eukaryota; Evosea; Mastigamoebida; Endamoebidae. The record is from RefSeq and is a predicted model, not a curated record. Gene Ontology annotation, cellular component: BRCA1-BARD1 complex; plasma membrane; BRCA1-A complex.